Hemicordylus capensis (graceful crag lizard) is the source of this 4068-nucleotide messenger RNA. RefSeq names its product CDP-L-ribitol pyrophosphorylase A (gene CRPPA). Gene Ontology annotation, molecular function: D-ribitol-5-phosphate cytidylyltransferase activity. The transcript is spliced from 11 exons. The coding region runs from base 385 to 1704 and encodes 439 amino acids. Lineage: Eukaryota; Metazoa; Chordata; Lepidosauria; Squamata; Cordylidae. Gene Ontology annotation, biological process: protein O-linked glycosylation via mannose; isoprenoid biosynthetic process. The record is from RefSeq and is a predicted model, not a curated record. Gene Ontology annotation, cellular component: cytosol.
UUCGAUUAAAAUGAAGAAGACAAAAUGGGCUGGCGGUGGGGGGCGGCAAUCAGUAGCACAGUUAGGGGACGGUAAUCGAAGCUUUAAAGCAAGGGUGCUCAACUUCGGCCCUCCUGCACAUGUUGGCCUACAAUUCCCAUAAUCCCUGGCUAAUGGACAUUGUGGCUGGGGAUUAUAGGAGUUGUAGUUCAAAAGCAACUGACGGGGGGCCUAAAUUGAGCAGGCCCGCUUUAAGGGAAGACGCAUGGCUCCGGGCGAGUUCUGUCAGUCGCCGAAUACACAGAGCGGGAAGCGUGUUCUUUAUGGUUCACGGACACGCCUGGGGCCAAAAGCGAGUGAGGAGGACUGGCUGGCGCAACCGUCGCCCUUUCCGGGGCUGCCACAAUGGAGUCGGCGGAGUCUGGACGCGGGAAGGGCUGCCCGGAGCCUGUCGAAGAGGAAGAGGAGACGGAAGCGGCGGCUGAGCCCCGGGAGCGAACUCUGCCGCUCUCGGUGGCCGCGGUGCUGCCCGCCGGGGGAAGCGGGGAGCGGAUGGGUGGCGCCACCCCGAAGCAGUUCUGCGCCCUACUGGGCAGGCCGCUCCUUAGCUACACGGUGGGGGCGAUUGAAAGAAUCAGCUGGAUAUCUGAUAUUGUGGUGGUGGUGUCUCCAGAGAAUGUUGAAAUAAUGAAGUCUAUCAUAAAAAAAUAUGGUCACAAACGAACAUCUGUAGUUGAAGGUGGAAAGACGCGUCAUAGGUCAAUCUUCAAUGGACUGAAAAUAUUUGAAAAGAACAAUUGUCUGGGUUCCUCACUCCAUAAACCAGAAGUAGUAAUCAUCCAUGAUGCCGUGAGACCAUUUGUUGAGGAGGAUAUUCUUUUUAAAGUGGUUAUGGCUGCCAAAGGACGUGGGGCAGCAGGAGCAAUCCGUCCUCUUGUCUCCACUGUUAUUGCUUCCUCUGCUGACGGAUGUUUAGACCAUUCACUAGAUCGUGCCAAGUACAGAGCAAGUGAAAUGCCUCAGGCUUUCUUAUUUGAUAUAAUCUAUCAAGCAUAUCGUCAGAGUAGUGACUAUGACCUGGACUAUGGAACAGAGUGUUUGCAUUUGGCUCUGAAAUACAGCAAAACAAGUGCGAAACUUGUUGAAGGGCCCCCUGACCUGUGGAAGGUGACCUACAAGCGGGAUCUGUAUGCAGCUGAAUCCUUAAUUAAGGAUACCAUAUCACAACAAGUCUGUGUUAUCACUGAUAUCAAAGAAGAUGCUGCGCAAGUCAACUUCCUCCUUCAUGAAGCGUUGAAGAGUCAUGUGAAACUUGUUAAAGGCAUAUCAACAUCCACUUGUAAACAUGAUCAUCUUCUGCAAAACAUAUUAUCAGGACAGUGUUACAACUUUAUUUGCAUGAAUGAUAAAGUAUCUGACUUUCAAGAAAUACAGCAUCUAGUGAAAAUACUUGAAAACACAAAUGCUUCAGCCUUAUACUCCAUUGUUCUCAUUUUGGUACACGUGGAUAUUUUAGAAAAUGCUUCUUUGAGCAAUGAAAUGCAAAGCUUGGUUAAAUUUGCAAAGGAAUUGAGAGAGAAAAAUAUCUUGCUUUAUGGUCUUGUUAUACAUUACCAAAAGGACAAUCUGAAGCUUAAAGAAACCAUGGAUUCUGCUGCUGCACUUAUCACAGCAUUGAUAAGGGACAGAAAUCCUGCAUUUGUUGGCCAGCUUCUGGUAGCGUGAAAAGGAGAUGCUCAGAUCUCUGCAGAUAUUUCAAGCCUGCUACUAAUUAAUGAAAACUCAGAUUCCCACCCCCCCAUAGUUCCAGUUUAAAUCUAGUAUUGGUGUAUUUAGGCCGAGAUUAGUUAUUGCAGAAAGUGCUAUAAGGUGCAUAAGCCUAUGUUAUACAUUGUCUCAAACCUAAGUUAAAAUUAUGUUAUACAUUUUGACAGAGAGAAGAGCUGAGAAAUAUAAGAAGAUGAUUUUAUUCUAAAGGGUCAGAAGUAAAAAGGUAGUGAUUUCAGAACAAUAUAGGCACGAUUGUGCCAAAGUUAAGCAUUUGUAUGGCCCCUUUAUUCCAACAAGGGAUAUGUAUAUAAGCAUGUCCUUUCACUAUCUGAUUAAGCUAAAUGGCUGACAGCCAGAGCAAUUUCUUGGCAGCACAAAAAGAUGUUGCACCAGCACAAGGAAGAGCUUUCCUAGUUGUUGGGGCUGCUUAUCAGGCGUGCAGCAGGGCAGGUGAAUUUUGAUCAUUUGCACUGGCUCCAGGAGUGCCCUGUAUUACCCAAAGAUGUGUCCCUGGGGGUUAUGCAGGCCUUAGGGACAUAUUUUCAGGUGACCCAGGGUACUCAUGGAGGCAGAGCGAAUGGCCAAAAUGAGCUUGACCCUGCUGCACACCCAAGGCUGUGCAACUCCAGCGCAGCUAGGAAAGCACUCCCUUGUGCCAGUGUGUGUUCCUUUUUGUGCUAUCAGUAGGCUACUAGGAAUGUCAGCCAAAGUGACCUGGAAAACUUUAUUUAAAAUAUAAACAUAAAUAAAACAUAAACAUACAAAAGCUAUUUUAACUUACAAAUCAAUAGACUAUAACAAUACUGUAUGUUCCAAGGGGACCUGAAGUUAACCAUCCAUAUAUGAACCUUAUUUAUAUAACCAUCAUACCAUCCAUGUAUGCACAUUAUUUACAUAAUGUGGUUGAUGGAAAAGAGAACGUAAUUACAUACAACUGUCUGGUGUGUGAGUGAGACAGAGAGAGAGAAUAAAAUUUAUUUAGUCCUUUUUUCCUCUCUUUUCAGACUUUUAAUACCGGAUAACAUUUUUUAGAGCUGAUAGUAUCUCAAAAAUAUUAUGAUGUGCUUCAGAUGUCUUAGAAAUAACCUUUUAAAAUGAAUUGCCACUAACACAAUUAGUAUCAUGUUUGAUUACGUUCACUUUGGCUGUUUAUACUCAUAAUGAUCAGUGCCCUUUUUUCUGUUUCUAUACUUUUAAAAUAUUAAAAUAGAAAAAGCAUUAAAACCACAAUUUCAUUUGUUAAGCUUAGUAGAUUAAUUUUUUUGACUCCUCAGAUUCAUCUCUGUAGUGCUUGUGUAUGCUAGCAUAUACUUCCUUUUUGGGUUUCUGAACCCUACAUAUAGAGCUAACUGUGGGCUUCUCCUUUAACUUCAGAAGCUCUGUGCAUGUAUACAUUUUUGUGCAUGGCGCUGUCCCUUCUGUCGAAGUGAACGAGGAAGCUGCCACUGGUUCAGGGUACACAUUGGAACCCCUGUGGCUGCAAGCAAACACUUAUUUCAAGAGAUAGUGCAAUCAUGCCAUCACUUAACCCAUGCCUUACUCCAGAAUCCACACUUUAUGCAGCAGAAACUAUUGUGGUGGCUACACCAGUGUUUCCUACAGCUAACUUAUGAAGUGUUGGUGAUGUACUUGCAACUUUAAAUGCACCAUGGAAUGUGCUAGGAAGCCUUUGGCCUGCUUUUAAAGAGGCUGAUAUGUUUGCACUUUAUAUUCAUUAUGGGAAAUGCUGGCGUACCCACAGCAUUUGUUUCAGCCACAUAAAGCAUGGAGCUGCCCUAAAUAGCCAAGAGUAGGGUUCCCAAGAUGUUAGUUACCUCUUACUCUAUUUGAGGGGAUCCCUUAGCAUUGUAUGAAUGAGCAAACCUCACUGCAAUAUGUUUUCAUAAAAAGUACACAUAAAUGUGUAAGCCAAACACAAAGACAAACUAAAACAAACAUGACUAAUAUCUCAUAGUUCUUCUAUUUGCUUAAAUGGGUAUUCAUGCACAACCUAUUUGAGCUUGACCGAUGUAUUAGUCAUAUAACACAUUCUUUUGAACAUCUGGAAGGAAAUAACAAAUGCUCAUAUUCUCAUACUUUGAGUGCAGGCUUCCUUAAUAAGUUAGGACUAAUUAAUUAUCACAUAGCUGACUGAAUAAUCAUACUGCCCAGAGACACAUGUUUUGGGCGGUAUAGAAAUGAAAUAAAUAAAUGAAUAUUUUUGUGCAGUGCCCAAUGUGCAAGUCAGCAUUGCUGAUGAUUUUUUUAAUCUUGAUUCAGGAGUCUUGUGAAGAGAAUGAGUGUUUGGAAAGAGCCAUAUAAAGAAAUUGAAAUUUUAAA